This is a messenger RNA of Rhodofomes roseus, 1402 nucleotides long. RefSeq lists its product as uncharacterized. Lineage: Eukaryota; Fungi; Basidiomycota; Agaricomycetes; Polyporales; Fomitopsidaceae. The coding region runs from base 420 to 974 and encodes 184 amino acids. The transcript is spliced from 2 exons. The record is from RefSeq and is a predicted model, not a curated record.
GUGGCACUGUGUCCUCACUAGCUCGACCUCAUGUUCCCCGUCGCGCCAAGCGCGUCCAUCUCACUCUCCAUGUCCUCGUUCUCUGGCGAGAGCUCGAGGCACUCUGGCCACUCCGGCAUGCAGCCCGCGCCGCUCGCGCUCGCGAUCCUCGACCGCCACGCGGGCCUCCCGACGUCGACGCUCACAUCCAGCUUCGAGCCUCAAACCGUGUCUCUCCCCCUCGCUGCUGGCUUUCUGCUACUCUCCUGCGCUCUUCGCCUGCAACAGUCAAUGUGCGCGCUCAAGAGCAUGCUCUCAUCAAGCUUCGUCAUCAUCUGGCAGAGCCUUGCCGCCGACUCACUCCCACCCUCUUGUGUCCACACUUGGGUAGUCUCCACCUCGCUGUCUCUUGAUUCUCGCUCUCUGCAGAGUUGUUCUGGAUGCGAAUUUACGCUGUAAUAGCUCCUUGCUCCCCAAUUAGCAUCACCAUGUUCCUGCAGCCCGACGUCUGCCCCAUACUCGAGACGUUCGUCUUUGACUGCGGCGAGAAGCUGCUCAAUGCACGCUCCCCACCACCGCCAUCCCUCUAUUCGACUCCCGCUUUCCCAGCCUCCAGCACGCACUCACCCACCUUCUCCGCACCACCCAUGCCCUCGCGGAACGCGCUCGAGCCCGAGCUACACACGCCCAACUGCACACUCCGCCGCAUCAGCAUCAGCGGGAUGGGCAUCUCGCGCCUGUACCCGAACCGGCCGAGCCACGCGCAAGACCACUUACCCUCACUCCUGCGGCACCACACGCUCUUCCCCACACUCGAGACCGUGCGCACGGUCGGCUUCCUCGUUGACGCGUGCACGGACCAGUUCGCAGGGAAAUUUUCAUCUGGUGGACGGAGAAGUUCGAGGAGCAAUACACCGACCCUGCGGACAGCAAGCAGGAGAUCGUCGCGGAGGAUCACGCGAGCCUGGUACACAAGAGUGACACGGAGGAGGUAAAAUAAGAAUGGCAAGCCCAAUCGGGCGUGAAGCACGGGUUUGAGAAGGAGGGAAGGAAACACUACCGACUGGUGAGUAUCCCGCACGCUCCUUCAAAUUUACCGCCUACGGUCGUCGGUGACUCGCUUGAUAUCCUUCGCUCACCCACUUGCCCACACGAUCGCACGGACGCCCGCGCGCGAUUGUACAUCUGCACGCUCGGCCCCAUCUUCGUACGCUCAUCCGCACGGUCACUCGCCCACCGGUGGUCGACUCAACCGCAAACCCACCAGUGGACCCACGAACCCGCGUUACCCGCACGCAACCCGUGCCCACUGCGGUGGGUCUUUACCCGGGCGGGUGCGUUUCUUCGGUUUAGUUAUAUUACAUACAGUACUAGUACUACACAAUGUGUAGCAUACAUCGAAAAUGAAAUCUAUUGCCAGAAA